CGAGAAGACUGAUGCGGCACUUGAUAACGCGUGUCUCUCCCAUCAGUCUGUCUGACUGGCCGGGCGGGCGGCCUGCCCGGUCCACAUCCAUCCCCUUCUCGAGCAAGCAGCGUCCUGCACAGCGCUGCUCAGCCGCUCAUCAAACCUGCAACAAGGCCUGCCUUCUACUGCAUAGCCCUCCCCCCGAAGGCCCUCAAAAGAAUGUACGUCAGGCAGCAUCAACAUCCCAACAAUGACAACCACAUCCGCCCUCGCCCCCCAAACCUCCCUAUCCCACCCACCCUCAGCAACGAACGUAGUGUACUCGAUCAUUAUCCCCACUUAUAAGGAAGCAAAAAACUUGCCAACCGUUAUUCCCAAUAUUUAUGCUGCCUUGCAACAAAGCCCCUUUUUGAACCAGACGGAGGUUGUGGUUGUGGAUGAUAACUCACAGGAUGGGACGAUUCAAGUUUGUGAUGAACUCAUUAAGAGAUUCGGAGUUCCCGGAGGCUUCACAAUCCGGCUGAUCACACGCACAACCGACCGCGGCCUCUCCUCCGCCGUCCUCCGGGGCUUCUCCGACUCCCACGGCAGCUACCUCUUGUGCAUGGACGCAGACGGCCAGCACCCCGCCCACGUCCUCCCGCGCCUCUUCACCGCCCUCCACACCUCCGAGUUCGUCAUCGGCACCCGCAAGGGCGGCAAAGUCGACUCCUCCUGGGGCCUCGGGCGCACCAUCAUCUCCAAAGGCGCCGGCGCCCUCGUCAUACCCUUAACGUCCAUGAGCGACCCAAUGAC
This is a messenger RNA of Fimicolochytrium jonesii, 777 nucleotides long. RefSeq names its product nucleotide-diphospho-sugar transferase. Gene Ontology annotation, cellular component: endoplasmic reticulum membrane. The annotation marks the transcript as partial. The transcript has 3 exons. NCBI's taxonomy places the organism in Eukaryota, Fungi, Chytridiomycota, Chytridiomycetes, Spizellomycetales, Powellomycetaceae. The record is from RefSeq and is a predicted model, not a curated record. Gene Ontology annotation, molecular function: dolichyl-phosphate beta-D-mannosyltransferase activity. Gene Ontology annotation, biological process: GPI anchor biosynthetic process; protein O-linked glycosylation via mannose.